Molecule: messenger RNA, 1837 nt
Organism: Oryzias melastigma (Indian medaka)
Lineage: Eukaryota; Metazoa; Chordata; Actinopteri; Beloniformes; Adrianichthyidae
Gene: katnal2
Product: katanin p60 subunit A-like 2
Exons: 16
Coding region: 114-1619 (501 amino acids)
Molecular function (GO): ATP binding; ATP hydrolysis activity; protein binding
Source: RefSeq, a predicted model, not a curated record
GCAUAUGUGUACGGAAGCCCAGAGGGGACAAGCCCAUAAACAAACGCGCACAGCUGAAAACAACCGAACAGUGCUGGCUUGAUGAGACAGCCUUAACAGGCUUCACAACCACGAUGGAGCUUUCUUAUCAGUCCAUUAAAAUCGCCCAUCAAACUCGGGAGGCGGAUGAGCUGAAGACUAAAACGAGGAAGAAGAACCUUUUGGUAUUGAUCCACCAUCAUUUGCUUGGGCAAGGCUUUGCAGCUGCAGCAAUGGCCUUGGACCAGGAGACAAACGGAGGUCUGAGGAGGUUCGAGGUUUGUGAUAACAUCGAUCUGGAGAUGGUGCUGAUGGAAUUCGAGAGUUAUCACUAUGUCAAGUUCCAGAAGUAUCCCAAACUCAUCAAGAGAUCGGCAGAAACAGGCGAGAGAAAUGUGAAGAGUGGGGGCAAGAGGAAUUCCUGCUCGGCUUUAAAGACUCUUCCCAGAAUUAUUUCAUCAUCCACAGCCAAGACGACCACCAGCAAUGAGAACGGAACCUCAGUGGAUCCAGACUCAUUAGAACUUGGUAUCAGCAUUUCAUCUCUCAGAACCGGACCAGACACAAACAGAAAGUUCAGUGAUGGUAAAACUGUGACUCAUGAUUCUUCUGGAGGAGCUGACACCGAUCACAUGGAGCGGCUCCUCAAACCCCUCAGUGGAUUUUCGGGCUUGAGUGGUGAGAUGAAGGAGCUGGCUGCGAUCAUCAGUGGGGACAUCUAUUUGCACAACCCAAACGUGCGGUGGGAGGACAUCAUUGGUCUGGAGGAUGCCAAGCGAUUAGUCAAAGAGGCCGUCGUUUAUCCCAUUAAGUAUCCUCAACUGUUUACGGGAAUUUUAUCUCCAUGGAAGGGUUUACUCCUCUAUGGACCCCCAGGUACAGGCAAGACACUGCUGGCUAAAGCCGUGGCAACAGAGUGCCGGACAACCUUUUUUAAUAUCUCAGCCUCCAGCAUCGUCAGCAAAUGGAGAGGUGACUCAGAGAAACUGGUCAGGGUUCUGUUUGAACUGGCUAGGUAUCACGCCCCGUCCACCAUCUUUCUGGAUGAACUAGAGUCAGUGAUGAGCCAGAGAGGAAGUAGCUUCGGGGGGGAGCACGAGGGCAGCCGCAGGAUGAAGACGGAACUGCUGGUUCAGAUGGAUGGACUUUCCAGAUCUGAGGACCUGGUGUUUGUGCUGGCUGCUUCCAACCUGCCUUGGGAGCUGGACCAUGCGAUGUUAAGGCGGUUAGAGAAAAGGAUUCUGGUGGGUCUUCCCUCUUCUCCUGCUCGCCAAGCCAUGAUCAGCCAUUGGCUGCCUCCUCUCAGCUGCACAGGAGGGGUGGAGCUAAAGACUUCUUUAGACUAUAAAAUGCUUGCUGAGCAAAUGGAGGGAUAUUCUGGCUCUGAUAUCAGACUGGUGUGUAAAGAGGCUGCCAUGAGACUCGUCCGGACAGUGUUUGACUCUCUGGAGUCUCAUCAGAAUUGUUCUGACAUUUCCGCCAUCCAGCUGGGAGCUGUGACUACAGCGGACUUUGUGGAGGUGAUCGCACACACCAAACCAUCAGCCCGGAGCCUGAUGGAGCGCUACACGGCCUUUGAGAGAGAGUACCAGUCUGUCUGAGACUCAGCUUCUUCUCUUUUUGACGGGAUAAACAUAUCUCUGGUUUCACUUUAGAACAUUUCAAAGACAUACUGUAAAUUCACUGUCAUUGCUUUGUUAGCUUUUGAUAUUUUUUAAGAUUUUAUCUUUGACAUUUAAGCUGUGAAAGUAAUAAAAACUGAUGAAAAAACAUUUUGUGAGAAAAAAAAAAAGAAUUAAAGUAAAAAAUGUUUAUAUAA